Molecule: messenger RNA, 2202 nt
Organism: Seminavis robusta
Lineage: Eukaryota; Bacillariophyta; Bacillariophyceae; Naviculales; Naviculaceae
Source: the annotation of a GenBank genome assembly
AUGGAAGGAGGAGUACCAACUUUUGCAGUGUUACUUGUAGCAUUGAUUGUGGCAUCCUUGCCAUGUGUCGCCCAAGCCAAAGGAGGAGAGAUUGGGCAGGUCCCUGUCCUGAACUUGGCAGGGGACUUUGCUGGAGGCGGUGUCCGACAAAACAUCUGUGAUCGGUACGAGGAUUUUGCCACCGGCAAGACCCAGCUUCGAGGUGCUCUUUCCGGAAUGAAGCUAACUGCAGUCUUUAUGAGUGAUGAGUUCCUCAAUUACACAGCUGGAGAGGGAAUGAGCCCCGAGGAUCCAGGAAUCUUGGCAGAGAUCAUGGAUGUCUUGGCUGAACGGGCAAAUUUUACAUGGCGAGACUCAUUUGGUGUGAUGGAUCCAGGCAACUUCUUGGACAAGUCAUGGACUGAGAGGUUGAUUUGGUCCGUGGAGAACUUUGAUAUUGCUGUCAGCUCAUAUGAUCAUUCCCUGGAGCGAAUGGAGAGGGGUGCCAGCUUUACAGAAGCCUGGUAUGAUGGCAGCUUGAUUCUGGUGGAUCAGAGAGACCCUCCUGUGCCCAGCAAUGUUAAUCUGUUGAAUUGGGCCAAGCCCUUUGAACUGGCUGUAUGGGCUGUUAUUGGCAUGACAAUCAUACUAUCUGCCGUAGUUUACCAGUUGAUUGAGCAGCUCAGUGAUGAAAGAGAAGACAGAUCCUUGUUCCAGUGGUUCUCCGACAAUCUCUACCUAAGCUCCCUGAGCUUCACCCAGAACUUUGAGUAUGCCCCCAACAGUGUUGCGGGACGCAUAUUUGGGGUGAGCACAGGAGUUUGGGCUCUUGUCAUUACAGCCACCUACACUGCCAAUCUUGCUUCUCUCUUUGUUGAAACACAACGGCCAUCUGUGGUUAUUGACUCUGUGGAACAAGCUGUCUUACUUGGUGUCCCCAUUUGCACCUGGGAAGGCACUAACCAACAUGAGUUUGUCAGCAACAAGUACCAAAAAGCUAUCUUGGUACCCAAGCCAAAUCAACAGGAAGUCUACAAAGCUCUGCGGCGUGGAGAGUGUGCUCUGGCAGUGAUGUACAGAGACAGCUGGUUGACUUACGAAAAACAGUCCUUGUACAACCCCGAUUGUGAUCUGGAGUGGGUGGGACGAAGCAUCAAGACAAUCAAGGCGGGAUUUGCAGUCAAGGCCGAUGCUGGUGAUCUCUGCAGUAGCUUCACCAGAGACGUCUUGAAUGUGCAUUUUGUUGAAUUCCUAAAUGAAGGUGGCCUGGAACAGCUCUGGGAAAAGCAUAGAUCCAAACGUCAGGAUAUAAACUGUGCCGCUGGAGAUGAAGAGACCGAGACAGUUGGUAUUUUUGAUAGCAGGCGUCGUCGCCUUGGGACGAAGGUAUCUUCAGCAGCCUCAUCAACACCUGAGAACCACCGCAUACUCAAGGGGGCAGCAGUGGCUGCAGCUAGUUCCACUAGUAGUGACGGCUCGAGCAAUGAUGCCCUGUCAAUGCAUCAGAUGAUUGGCACAUUUGCACUCCACUGGAUGUCCAUGACAUUUGCUCUCCUGGUCAGUGUGGUUGCAAAGUACUACAGCAAGUGGGAAAAGAAGGAGUUGGCUAAGCAGGGUUUGGAACGAGAACAACAGACAUUCAGAAAGCAUGGUCCAAUCGUAGGGAUGCCACCACGUGCCAACACCUUUGUAGUUCGGAACGUUAAUGGAAGAGCCAACCAACCAACUGCCACCUUGGAGGCUACCGGUACUCGAAAUGUAAUUGCAGAGACACUCAAACGACCAGAUUCUGAUGCCCAAAGGGAGAGGUUUUGCACCUUGGAGGAGACUCGGAAGGAAAUUGCAGAGAUGCUCAAACGACCAAAUUCCAGCAGAAGCCUCGACCAGUGCAGCAGGGAUGCCCGAAGGGAGAGGCUUCUUGCCUCCCAGUGCUCCCAAGCUACUUACAGUCAUGAGAGCUUGUUGACUGACUUGCAGCUAAGCGACUCCAGCAUGCGGCCGUUAGAGCCUGAUACGGACAUCCCCCUGAGAGAUGACUGUGGAGCUUCUUCUGAGAAGGCAGACCUGGCAGAGGAACGGCAACUAUAUCAAAACAAGCUGGAGAAUGUUGAAGCUAGGAUGGGAACAAUGGAUGACAAAAUAGAGAUGAUCCUGUCCAUGCUGAAGCAACAAAAUGAUCUCAUUGUGGAUAGGAAAAGCCAGCUGCACUCUCCGAGUUUGUAA